Messenger RNA from Mesorhabditis belari, 231 nucleotides. NCBI's taxonomy places the organism in Eukaryota, Metazoa, Nematoda, Chromadorea, Rhabditida, Rhabditidae. The record is from the annotation of a GenBank genome assembly.
AUGCAGGCCGUUCGCCAAAUUUUCAAGCCUCUCAUCGACUUGCAGCAUGCCUACAUGAAUCCCCAUGAGCACUUUGGACGAGCCAACAUUACCCGUGCCGUCAUUCUCACCUACGUCUCUGCAUUCUUUGCUGUAAAGUGGAACGGAAAGAGAAAGGCCCAAGCCCUCGAAACCGAGAAACAACGCGAGCGACAAAACGUAGUGAAUGACGCAUUAGCUCGAGCCGGCCUC